CUGGACCCCGAAGUCCGAGAGCGGCUGCUGUCCGCCAGCGCAGCCACGCUGGACCGGUUGCUGAAACCGGUCCGCGUCACGGUGGCCAGCCGACGCAAACGCCGCCGUAAUCUGAGCCCGGGGCGGAACAUACCCGUCCGGACCUUCGCCGAUUGGAACCGCCCUCCGCCGGGCUUCCUGGAAACCGACCUGGUUGCUCACUGCGGGGACAACAUGGGAGGGUCCUUCAUCUACAGCCUGGUGGCCACUGAUAUCUGCACUGGAUGGACCGAGGCGGUACCUCUAUUGGCUCGGGAGCAGUCCCUGGUGGUGACAGGAUUAGAGGCCAUCGCCAAACAGCUGCCCUUUACCGUUCUCGGCAUUGAUUCCGACAACGACAGCGUGUUCAUCAACGAUACCCUUACCCAGUACUGCGCUGAUCGGAGCAUCGAGUUCACCCGUUCCCGGGCGUAUCGCAAGAACGACCAGGCCUGGGUCGAGCAGAAGAAUGGGGCAGUGGUCCGGCGCUUUCUGGGGCAUGAGCGGUAUUCGGGGCAGGUGGCGGGACAGACCAUAGCCCACCUGCACGGGGCAAUGCGGCUUUACGUGAAUUACUUCCAGCCCUCGUUCAAGCUGAUGGAGAAAACACGCAACGGCUCAGCUAGAAAAGCGCUGCAGCAGAGCCGGCCGGAGGCUCCACCGGCCGAAGAGGCCGAAGAAUACUGCUGGCAAUACCACCUCGGCCGCACCCUCACCUGGAACGGCGCCGAUAACGACCCGAACCUGCAUGAAGCAUUCCAACUGGGAUUGAAGGACAAGCAGACGCUAUGCGAUCAGGGGAAGAGGCGUUAA
Messenger RNA from Geodia barretti, 831 nucleotides. The record is from the annotation of a GenBank genome assembly. Lineage: Eukaryota; Metazoa; Porifera; Demospongiae; Tetractinellida; Geodiidae.